Molecule: messenger RNA, 1854 nt
Organism: Cladocopium goreaui
Lineage: Eukaryota; Dinophyceae; Suessiales; Symbiodiniaceae
Source: the annotation of a GenBank genome assembly
UGGCCACAAAUGGCCACGAUGGCCUUGCCGCAGCCGAUGCUGGUGGUACAAACUCCGAUGUCGUCCUGUCGUGAACGGAUGCAUCACUCUGCAUAUUUCAGAAGUCACGAGUUCCAGCUAAGACCAGUGGCAUGCAGAUUGAGGCCAACCUUGGCCCCACAACUGCCAUCCUCACUGGUCUCCUGGCGCCUUCCCAGCAGCCACUUUUCCAGGGCAUGUGGUGAAGGGGAAGUACCCAAGGAAGCGCCGGAGGAAGCGGAGCAAGUACCGAAGAUUCGAAAUUCCACUGUUUCCAGGGCAUGUGGUGAAGGGGAAGUACUUGAGGAAGCGCCGGAGGAAGCGGAGCAAGUACCGAAGAUUCGAAAUUCCCCUGGGAGGUUCAUCUUCCUGGUGUAUUUUAUGCACCUGUUGAGCUUCACCAUGGGAGGACCUUUGCUGCCGAUGUUGCGCAAACAUUUCCAUUUGGUUGCUGCAAAGACAGGGCUCCUGACAUCAGCUUUUCCUUUCGGUAUGCUUUUCGCACUGGCCGUUUUUCCGGGCCUCAGCGAUCGCUAUGGCCGAAGACCGAUCCUGAUCAUUUGCUUCGCCGGCUUAACUUGUGGUUUCUUGUUGCAGGCGAAGGCGCUCCUUAGCAACUGGUCCUUUGAAGCCUUUUUGAUAUUUCGGGCGCUCAGCGGGGCUUUCGCUGGAUGCGCAGUUGUCAUGAAAGCAUUCAUUGCGGAUGCCUAUACCAACCCCAAGCAGCUCCCGCAAGCCAUGGCCUUCCGAGAAGCUACUGGCACCGCGUCGUACAUUGUUGGGCCAACCCUUGGUGGCAUCCUCAUCUCAAUGGGUGGAAUCGCCUCCAUCACCCUCACCGGUGCUGUCCUGUCUAUAGUAUCGAUCUUUAUCUUGCUCUGCAUGGCGCCCACACCACAGGUGAAACGUGGCAGGGCCAAACCAGGGAACGAUGCCGAUGGAAAGAUGCCAUUGCAGCUGGUUUCUAUCGUGAUCUUUGUGCACGGUCUCUACGGUCUGGGGCAGUCCGUUUUCGAAGCUUUCUUUGGAGUGUGGUGCUUUGAGCAUUUUGGCUUGGGCCCUGCAUCUGUGGGACCUCUUCUGACCUGCUUGGCAUGCUUGGUUUUCCUGGCCCACACUUUCCUCUACCGUGUCUUGGUGAAUAACUUUGGUGUGGUGGAAGUGGCAGUCAUGGGUUUGCUGUCCAUGGCAAGUGCGUUUCUUGCGAUGUGUGCUGGAAGUUUGUGCUGGGUGCUCCUGUUCUAUGCCUUUGGGGUCCCAUCCUUCACCCCCAGCGUCCCCAUUCUGCUGGCGAAGCUGGCGCCGCCACACCAGCGUGGUCGAAUCAUCGCAGUGGAUGCGGGAGUGAUGUCAGUGGCAAGGAUUUUGUCUCCAGCACUGCUUGGUUUGCUGUACGAACAUGGCCCAUUGAGAGCCUUUGCCUUCAGUGCAUGUGCGCUUGUCUUGGCAGCAGGCCUGAUGGCAUCACAAGCACGAGCGGCAGAUGUGCAGGUGGCGCCACGACCCAAAGGACCCAAACGACGCUGGUUCAAUCGGUUUUGGCGAAGGAAACUGUAGGAAACUGUAGUUUUAGUAUGUUUUAGUAUGUUUUAGUUGUGUACACAGCCCCAGCGGCUUGUUAUGUCCCCAAGCAGGGACAAUGAGUUUCUGCUGGGCGACCCCCCUGGCGAACAGCUUCCGACAAAGCCAUGUUUCACCAUCGGGGGGAUUUUUUUUAAAGAAGUUGCUGCCAAGUCCGCAAUGGAACCUUGCUUGGUUCAGUUUGCUACCAUUGCAGCCGGUGCAACCAAUCAACGUGUCCAUUUUAGUUCCGGACGAUAGAUGGCAGGGAUGGAG